Lottia gigantea (owl limpet) is the source of this 3675-nucleotide messenger RNA. RefSeq lists its product as hypothetical. The coding region runs from base 30 to 689 and encodes 219 amino acids. Lineage: Eukaryota; Metazoa; Mollusca; Gastropoda; Lottiidae. The transcript has 7 exons. Gene Ontology annotation, cellular component: cytoplasm; nucleus. The record is from RefSeq and is a predicted model, not a curated record. Gene Ontology annotation, molecular function: protein kinase activator activity. Gene Ontology annotation, biological process: positive regulation of protein phosphorylation; signal transduction.
AGCAUGCGCCAAGCACUAAUAAUUUCAACAUGGCUGCGAAGGCUUCCGCUUUCGCUCAGUUCUUUUCUAAAGACAAGACAUUUAGACCUAAAAAGAGAUUUGAUGUUGGUACUAUGAAAUAUAGUUUACACAAACAAGCAAAUGCAUCAUUAAAUGCUGGAAUAGAUUUAAAAGAAGUUGUUAAGCUGCCACCUGGUGAAGAUGUCAAUGACUGGAUUGCUGUUCAUGUUGUUGACUUUUUCAACCGUAUCAAUCUGCUGUAUGGAACAGUCUGUGAGAACUGUACAGAACAAUCCUGCCCAACCAUGAGUGGUGGCCCUAGGUAUGAGUAUCAUUGGUGUGAUGGAGAUAAAUAUAAACGUCCAACAGCUUUACCAGCACCUCAAUAUAUAUCAUUAUUAAUGGAAUGGGCUGAAUCACAGAUUAAUAAUGAAAAUAUCUUCCCUGUUACUGUGGGUGUUCCCUUUCCCAAAAAUUAUCUUCAGUCAUGUAAGAAGAUAUUGACAAGACUGUUUCGUGUAUUUGUACAUGUUUAUAUUCACCAUUUUGAUAAAUUGGUGGCAAUAGGAGCUGAGGCUCAUAUAAACACUUGUUAUAAACACUUUUAUUAUUUCGUCACUGAAUAUAAUCUGGUAGAUAAAAAAGAGCUUGAACCAUUGAGAGAUAUGACGGAAAGAAUAUGUCAUUAGGAGAUUUGUUUCUUACCAGAUUAAAUCAAGUAUUUCAAUAUAUGUUGCUAUAGUAAACAACAUGAUGGAUAGCAACAGUUACCAUAGAAACUAGUUUGUAUAUAUAAUCAACCAGCAUAGUUUCGCUAAACGUCCAGUGAUCUCAGUCAAAAUAGUAUGAUACAGCUCAUGCAGUAAAUAUCAGCUAAUGAAACAGUUAGUUUUCUUCAUGGAGUAUUCUAUUUGCAAAGUGGAUGUUACAUUGCAGUUUUUUGUUCAUUGCUUGCAAAUAAUUCAGCUAUUGAUGUUGCCCUUGCCAAAGAUUAUUUGCAUCAUCAAUGAAAUACAAAUUCUGUGAUUAAUUAAGCUAUAUAAGUCAUACCGUAGCAAAACAACUGUUAAAUCUCCCUAUAUUUUGUUUAUUUGUCUCUGUUCAUGUGACCAUUAUUUUCACUGAGCUUAAGUAAAUGCAUUCAUGAAGGUGGUGUAAAUCUUUUAAAUUUCUCAUUUGAUAGUUUAUAUUUGGGGGUAUUUGAAAUAUACAUUUAUAGAAAAAAUUACAUUGAAUGAUAAUCUUGCUAUAUAGGUUGUUGUAAAAGAAGACAAGCGUAUAGACUAUAAUAUGAUAUUGAAAACUUUAAUGAUAGGAUUCAAUGUAACUUUCCUAUGUUAAAUAUUAAAUGGCAUACUUAGAUUUAUUUGAUUUUAAUUUGCUCAUUUCAUAAUAAUUAGCACUAUGGAAUGUUUCUUUUUGAUAUUACAAAUAAUUGAAAGUAAAAAACCUUGACUAGUCUUAGGAAAUCAUAAAUUUAAUGGAAAGUCAAAUCCUCUAGAUAUUGAGAAAUGUUGAUUUUGUUACAUUAUCUGUGGAGCUUGUGAAUAUGCAACUGUGAUUUUGGUCUUUGGACUCAAUGUUUUGUUGAGCAAUAUUUAGUUUUCCUGUGAAUACAGUUUUGAAAGUGAAAGUAACAGAAUUUCAAAAAUGUUUUAAUCAUGAUUUAUGAUUUCCACAGACUAGUGAAGGAAUUCAUUACGUUAACAUAUCAUGCUAUGAUAUUUCAAUAUAAAGUUCAGCAAUAUUAGUAGGGGAAUAUUAAUUAAGAAAAUUAAUGACUUAAUUGAGAAUCACUUCAAGAAUGUUUUGUUUUAUACAUAGCUAAAUUUUUUUAUGAAUUAUUUUUGUCCAGGCAGCUAUCUUAUGAAACUAUUGUGUUCUGUGAAUGAUGUUUGAAUUUGUUUGUCUAUUAAUGCUUAUACAUAACUUACUUUAAUGCUUUCUUGCUUGUGACAAACAAAAAACAGAUGAAUAGGAUGGGCUAUGUGGACUCUCUGAAAGGAGUUAGACACAGAAUGGUAUCAAGUGUUCUGUAAAGGUGAUCAGAGAGGUAUAUUGACUGUUCUACAAAAUUACUUACUACAUUGGAGAGUUGAAAUAAAUAAUUUUUUAAGAUAGCUGUUAUUUGUAUAAUAUAUUUUGUAUAUCCAUUAUAAUAUUCAAGCUUUUUAUCUUGUAUUUAUUUUAUAUUAUUCAUUAUUUACUAGUCUAGAUCACUUACUAUCUUGUAUUAUUUUUUAUCUGGCUGUGCCAAUUUACUUUCUUCAGGAAAAGAGAUAAGAAAUUUGAAUGAAUUAAUUGACCUUCAGGUUGAAUUGAAGUGAAGUGAUGUAGUCUUCUAAUUAAUCUGUUAUCUAGCUCAAAACUCAAUUUCAGUCACCUGUGACACUCUUGGUAAUUUCACCUUGCUAGAACUUUGACAACUCAAAUAUAAAAUCUCAAUAAGAUAACUCCAUACUGAAGUUUAACAAGUAGUACUGGAGAAUAGAACUUCUUGUCAAACUUCAGUAGGGACAUAGGCUGAAAUAGGUCAGUUGUCAGAAGAUCGCACAGUGUGAAACUCUGAUUAACAACAUGUUUCAGGUUCUGUUUUAAUAUUUUUAAGUUAUUAUCUGCACUAAACAAGUCCCAAUGAUAUUAUUACUUAUUUAUUAUUACUAUUUAUAUGUCAUCUUUAUUUGAGUUCUGCAGUUUUAACUCAUUGUUCAGGUAAAUUGUAGAUAUUUGCUGUGACUUAAUGCUCUCAUCGUGUAAUGUUCGCAUAAUCAUUUCAUAAACUUGUUUAACAUUGAAUACAGUCGAUGUUGGCUUAUAUUCAGUUAGCUUGAUAUAUGAGAAAAGUAAGAUCAAGAUAGCUGACUCAAGAAAUCAUAAUUCAAAUACAGCCCGAAAUAUUUCAACUUUUGAUUAGUGUCAACAUCUAAUGAAAUAUAGUAAAUGAAAAUAAAUCAUCAGAUAUUUAUAUAUCAAGAAACUAUCGAUUAUAUCUUAUAGAAGUCCAGUUGUGUUUAUAUCUAUUUAAAUAAAAAGUUCAUCAAAUUAUAACUGAGAAAGCAUAGGUUAGGGCUUAUGCUUGAAAGAAAAAAUUUGUGUGCUCAUUGCUACAAGUAUAUUGCCAGAAAGAACUAUUUUCAGAAAUUUGUAUAUAUUUUUGCAUAAAUAUCACAUAUAUCUGUUGCUUUGAAAUUAUAUUUGCUGUUGUUUUUGCUUGAAGAAUAAUAUUAACAAAAUCUGUAAGCUCAAGUGAUUUGUCAAUCUGAUUUAAUGAUUUUUGCUAAAAUUUUGUAAAUGAAAUUCAUUUGUUUAAAUUCUAAGUGAAUUUAGUCCUCUGAGCAUUGGCUCAUAGAAUUGAUAGAGUUUAAUUUCAUUUUAACAUGGCACGGAUAUCAGGUGUCAUUUUCGAAAAUUAACAAAAACUAACUAUGGAAGAUCAUUGUUCUGCCAAAAGUAUGUAUAGUUGGACAUGUGUUCCACUAACUAUUAUUGUGCUCAGAUAAUGAAUUGCUAUCAGUUGAUGGUUGUAAAGUUAAUUAACCUAAUGCCUAUUAGCAGUUUUGAUUUUUUGAUUCCAAAAGAUUUGCUCCAAAUUAUUCAAAUUUAUGUUAGUUUUUCAUGCUUAUGUUAUUAUUUGUUUGUAAAAAUCAUUAUUAAAAAUAAACUUAUUGUCCAUAG